UUUCAACUGUUGUUAUUUUUCGUUUCCUGGAUUCUACCCAGGCGCGCAGGAGAGAGAUGGCGCAAAGUGAGAACCAACAGUCGUCCUUUUCUGAUAUAAUAGAAUUAAACGUCGGCGGCCAGGUGUAUGUAACUCGACAUGCAACUCUAGUCUCCGUCCCAAACUCUCUCCUGUGGACUAUGUUCAGACAGAGGAGCCCCGCAGAACUACCGAAAGACAGCAAAGGACGCUACUUCUUUGACCGGGACGGAUUUCUGUUCAGGUAUAUUCUGGAUUACCUGCGGGAAAGGGACAUCGUUCUACCGGACUUCUUUAAAGAGAGGGGUCGGUUACAGAAAGAGGCCGAGUUCUUCCAGCUGCACGAGCUCUCACAGCGCCUGGUACCGGCGGUGAGUAAAGACAACUCUCUCGGUGACGAGGUGGGCGCCCAUGUGGACCCGGAGGAGGCUGCGCUCGCGUGCGCUCUGGGUGGUACCGGCAUCACCACGAGCGCCGUGAGCAGCCCGAGCCUUCGCUCCCCGUUCCAGAAAUAUGGCUUUAUUACCAUUGGGUACCGGGGCUCCUACACCAUAGGGAGGGAUAUUCAAACGGACGCCAAGUUCAGGCGAGUGGCCAGAAUAACGGUUUGCGGAAAGACAUCCCUGGCCAAAGAAGUUUUUGGAGAGACUCUGAACGAGAGCAGAGAUCCGGACAAACCACCGGAGAGGUACACCUCCCGGUACUACCUGAAGUAUAACUUCCUCGAGCAGGCGUUUGACAGGCUCGCGGAGGUCGGGUUCCACAUGGUGGCUUGCAGCUCCACGGGCACGUGCGCGUACGCGAGCAGCGACCCGAACGAGGACAAAAUCUGGACCAGCUACACCGAGUACGUGUUCUCCCGGAACUGACCGACCGUUACCGGGCCGUUAGGUAGCCAACCCUGAAGGACUGGGACAUUGACGUCGUGUGAUGCUCACCUGUACGGUAGAGAGAGACUACCUGCAGAAAUGGACAGCUGCGAAAAAAAAAUGUUUUUAAUAUUCCUCUAUCUUCUUUAUAUCUCCUCUAUAAUUUUGGUAAAGGUUAAAGGUUACUGAUGAUUAUUCUGAAAGUAUGGACAUAUUGGUUGUUGAUUUGCAUUGCUCUUGCCUAGUCCAAUAUAGUCUAAUGGAGAUAUAUUUCAUGUUGCAGACCAGUGUUACCAGUUAUAUGACUGUUAUGAUAGUUUUGAGAAAGCUGCAUGCAGUCUGGUUUUCAUUGCAUUGAUAAUAUGUUUAUUCAGCCUUUUGGUGUGUCCCAGUUUUCACUGUUUUUGUACCAACAUACACCACACAAACAUUUAUACACACACACACACACACACACACACACACACAUAUUCACAGAACAAGCACAAGGCAAGGUGUGUGAGGGUUUUAAAGCAGUGUCUUAAAACAGUGUUAUUCUGCGGUCAUAAUGUGGCCCCUGCUCAGAGCUUGGAGACAUGCUGUUGAACCUAACUCCCUCCUGGCUUCGUCUUGGUUUCACAGGCCUAUACUGGAUAAGUUGCAUUAUUUGUGUUUCAACAUCUAAAGCUGUAUUUUCAAUUUAGCUCCAAAGUUUUAAAAUAUAUCAAAUCAAAGUAA
Molecule: messenger RNA, 1604 nt
Organism: Coregonus clupeaformis (lake whitefish)
Lineage: Eukaryota; Metazoa; Chordata; Actinopteri; Salmoniformes; Salmonidae
Product: BTB/POZ domain-containing protein KCTD12
Exons: 1
Coding region: 57-887 (276 amino acids)
Biological process (GO): regulation of G protein-coupled receptor signaling pathway; protein homooligomerization
Cellular component (GO): presynaptic membrane; postsynaptic membrane
Molecular function (GO): protein binding
Source: RefSeq, a predicted model, not a curated record